GUGAAUGGGCGGGGCAACUGUGGGGGCGGGGGUGGUGCCGGCACCGCAAGUCUGGCUCCAGACGCCUCGGGACGAGGAAGAAGAGGAACAUGGGAGCUCGCAGAAUGGAAACAGACUGUAAUCCCGUGGAUCUAAGCAGUAUGUCUGGAUUCGAAGAAGGCUCCGAGCUCAAUGGGUUUGAAGGAACAGAUAUGAAGGACAUGCAGCUGGAGGCUGAGGCCGUUGUCAACGACGUUCUCUUUGCUGUCAACAACAUGUUUGUCUCAAAAAGCCUGCCCUGUGCAGACGAUGUGGCUUACAUCAAUGUGGAGACAAAGGAAAGAAACAGAUACUGCCUGGAGCUCACAGAAGCAGGGCUCAGGGUGGUGGGCUAUGCUUUUGACCAGGUGGAGGACCAUUUGCAAACCCCCUACCAUGAGACAGUCUACUCCUUGUUGGAUACGCUCAGCCCUGCCUACCGGGAAGCAUUUGGAAAUGCUCUCCUUCAGAGACUGGAAGCUUUGAAACGAGAUGGACAGUCCUGACUCAUUCUCCUGAGGGGCUGCUGCUGGUAUAGAGUCUCACAUAAGACUUGACACCUUGCAUAUAAUCAUUGUAGAAAGUGCAUCGUUGGCUUUAUGUGCUCACCAUGCCUUCCAUGUAGGCUUUUGACUCACAGCAUAAUUGACUCAUAAACUGUCUUAGUUUCAGAUUCAUUUAAGGGGAUUGUGAGACCAUUGCUCUGACACUGUCAUUCUGAGUUUUACAGACACAGUCACUCUGCAUCUCCAUACCUAAUCAGUACUUCAUUCUCUUAUGACAGGGCUUCAACGCUGCCAGCACUCUCCUUUACAUAGAAAAUUCUAGAUUUGCACAGUGAUAUAGAAAUUAGAAUCACUUAACUUGAGACCUGGAUUCAGCCUGCUAAAUCAGGGGUUUACUACUAGCUUGGACUGAUGUUGUAGUGGUUAUUUUGUUACUGGCCUUAUUGGAAACAAACCGUCAACUGCACAAAUUUUGAGAUUUACUGCUCUACUCAAUCUACUUACCAAACGGACUGAUGAAGAUGAACUGCUUAUCUGUUACGUAACUAGGAUAAAAUGAAAGGCAGGGCAGAAAUAAUUCUCUAUUCCUUGUUUGCAACAGCCAGCCAACCUAGAUGGACAGACCAUUAGCAAAUGAAUGUAUCAGUUACUCAUCUCCACGCUAUCUAAGCACAUGAGCAAAUAGAGGACCAGGCCCCACCUCAGCCUCCGCUGUGGACAAGGAAGAGGAUCCUGGUUUCCCUGGAAACCGUAUCUUGGCCUGUGUUGGUUCUUACUCCGAACGUUUGUUUACAAUGUACAGUAUAUAUAUGCACAUGUAUAUUCAGAAAGUAUUUUUGCUUCAAUGCUUCCCUUUCUAUAAAGCCGUGCUUUGGUAUUCCUACAGCACCCUUCCUCCCAGCAGUUGGGCAGGGCACUGUCCCAUUGCCACAUGAACAGUGUAUCAUGAGUGCAUUGUAUGGUUUGAAACCAAAGGACGAAUGAAGCAUUCAGAAACUUGAUAUUUAAAAAAAGAGAUGCUCUGUAUUUUAUAUUUUAUUACAGUUCCUGGUGUUUAUAAACUUAAUAAAAGUCCUCCAUGCUGCUGCAUGUUUUCCAGUAUGUGACAAACAGAGAGAACCUGGGCGUCGUUCUUUUAGUCGUCACCCACAGCAGCUGCUUCAGGAAUGACUAGCCGCCGUCUGCGUCGGGCGCACCUUCGUACACUGGUCAGCAGCAGAUGUCCUGUCGUUAGUUUCCAGUAGGCAUUUUUAGCCUCUGAAGACCAUGGGAGGGAAGGUGACAGGUAGAGCCCUUUCCUGUCGUGGGUAAGCACCAGGUUCAAUCCUGAGGAUCAAAACAGUUUUAAAAACUCAAAAUGGGGGUUGGAGAUUUAGCUCAGUGGUAGAGCACUUGCCUAGGAAGUGCAAGGCCCUGGGUUCGGUCCCCAGCUCUGAAAAAAAAAAACAAAACAAAACUGAAAAUGAUCGUGUGGACCAGGCCUGGCAGAGUUCCAUCCACAUUACUGACGCCAUCAAGAGUCCACUGGGUGUUUGGAUCUGACUUUGCAGGGCACUCGUUCUGCUGUGAAAUCCGGGUGCCUGCAGCUGUGCGCAGUGAGGCCCAACCACAGGCUGAGCUUUCUCUUGCUUAAUCUCAGGCUAAUAGUUAAAAAA
Molecule: messenger RNA, 2179 nt
Organism: Rattus rattus (black rat)
Lineage: Eukaryota; Metazoa; Chordata; Mammalia; Rodentia; Muridae
Gene: Gskip
Product: GSK3B interacting protein
Exons: 3
Coding region: 90-524 (144 amino acids)
Biological process (GO): regulation of canonical Wnt signaling pathway
Cellular component (GO): cytoplasm
Molecular function (GO): kinase regulator activity; protein kinase A binding
Source: RefSeq, a predicted model, not a curated record